AUGCCAAUGUCGUCGAUCAGAUUUAAAGAAUCAUACGAAAUAGUCGUACCAGAUAACGAUGUACAAACAGUGACAAUUAUGUCAAGAGGUGUACAUGAAUAUAAAGAAGAGGAACGUAAUACAACCACACGCUUACUGUCACCAGUUCGUAAAUCGGUAUCGAAAUACAUUAAAUGUAGCUUAUCCCAUACUCAAAUUAAAUCAUCAUUAGUGCAAGAUCAUCCAAGUAUAUCGCUUGAAGCAGAGUUGCAUGCUUAUAAAUGGUCAGUAAGUAUAAACCGCUCUGAUAUUUUGCAUUGGUUUACUUUGUUUUAUAUUGUUCCAUCAUCAAAUGCAAGAAUAACGCCAUCAGUUUGGCUGGAUAUGUAUUGGUCUGGUCAAUGGACAUCGUUCGAUGGUUUUGUUGAAUGGCAGACAUCAUAUUGGUUGGUUUCACCGCUUACAUCGUGUUCAUGUCCCGUUGGUCUCAAACAAUAUACAUGCAAAUACUCCGUUGGAUUAGCCAUUCUGUUUAACAUGUAUCAAGUUAGUGACAAAACUCGUUGUGAACCAUUAGGUAAGCGAAAAGUUGUAACACAUGUUAAACCAGAAGAUAAUAUUGAUUUUAUACCGACAGAAGUUCAAAAGUUGAAUCAAUUAAAAUUAAAAUCUCAUUCCAGAGCAAGAUAUACCAUUUCAGUUGUGAAUACGAUGAUUGAAAGUUUUAUAUUCUUCUAUUUUGUUCUUUGUGUUUAUAUAAAUGUCUAUUUAUUACAAUAA
Messenger RNA from Didymodactylos carnosus, 759 nucleotides. NCBI's taxonomy places the organism in Eukaryota, Metazoa, Rotifera, Eurotatoria, Philodinida, Philodinidae. The record is from the annotation of a GenBank genome assembly.